UAUGCUUUGUGUUUCGGACGAUCUAUCCACAACUUGGUUGUCUUGCUUUGCGUAGGCCUAUUCUCUCAUAUGCCACUACUUGCUUGAGGUAGUUUUUCACAGCUUGAAAUCACGAUGCGACGGUCACGGUAGCUUGCGACCAUGAUAUCCACUAUUAUCACUUUCGUUGUCGGACUCCUCCAUCUAGCAACAGCAUAUACCACCCUCUCGGAAGCCUCUCUCAAGGCCAUUCCAGCGCCUGGCGAUGACUUCGACAUAAAAACGGGCUCUCUUCUCGCGCCCAUUCUCCAAGUUCGCGUCCCUGGCACGCCGGGCAUUGCGAAAGUGCGCCAGCACUUCGUUGACUUCUUUAGCCAGCAGCUCCCGUCGUGGACGCUCUCCACGCAGAACAGCUCUCAGCACACCGCCCUGGGCGGCGCGCCGAUCGACUUUGUGAAUAUCAUCGCGACGCGAGAUCCGCCCUGGUCUCAGCCGGGAGAAGUGGGUAGGCUGACGCUGGUGGCGCAUUACGACUCGAAACUUACGCCGGAGGGGUUUAUUGGAGCGACGGACAGCGCGGCUCCUUGCGCAAUGUUAUUGCACGCGGCGAAAGUUCUCGAUGAGGCUUUGACGCGGAAAUGGGAGAAUAUGCAGGCAAACGGGGAGACGGAUGGACUGGAGGGCGAGAAGGGCAUCCAGAUCCUGCUGCUCGACGGUGAAGAGGCGUUUGUGAGCUGGUCCGACAGAGAUUCGCUGUAUGGAGCGAGGGCGCUCGCCGAGGCCUGGGAACAAUCUCUUAAUCCCGCGAUGUCGACAUAUAGAACCCCGCUCCAUGAGAUCGACCUCUUUGUGCUGCUCGACUUGUUAGGAUCUGCCAAUCCACGCAUGCCCUCUUAUUUUAAAACCACGCACUGGGCCUAUAAACAUAUGGCCGAUCUAGAAUCGCGGCUCCGUGCUGCAAAUCUUUUCAAGUCCUCCGGAAAUGCUUGGUUCACUGAUGCGAACAAAAAUCCUGACAUUGGACCCUUUAUGGGCGGCAUGGUGCAAGAUGACCACCUCCCCUUUAUGGCGAGGGGUGUUGAGGUCUUGCACCUUAUUCCUAGUCCAUUUCCAAGUGUGUGGCAUACUGAACAUGACGAUGGAGAGCACUUGGAUAUCAAAACAACGGAGGAUUGGGCCGUGCUUACGGCCGCGUUUGCCGCGGAGUGGAUGGAUCUGGAAGGAUUCAUGGUGCCACCCAAACAAUCCUUGGAUAGGAGGAAACUGGAAGAGAGGACAGAAUUGUGAGUUCUCGUUCUUCGUUACUGGCAUGAAUAGUUUGGAUAAGUGGCUUUGUAUGGUAGGCUAAUGUGACGUGCUAGAUUUUGAAACGUAUGUAGCAUACGGCGAAAGCGGGAAUGGUCUUUUUAUGCGUAGAAAUGCAUUAUUCUUCUUCCGAUAUA
This is a messenger RNA of Verruconis gallopava, 1421 nucleotides long. RefSeq lists its product as hypothetical. The transcript has 2 exons. The coding region runs from base 142 to 1266 and encodes 374 amino acids. The record is from RefSeq and is a predicted model, not a curated record. Gene Ontology annotation, molecular function: glutaminyl-peptide cyclotransferase activity; zinc ion binding. NCBI's taxonomy places the organism in Eukaryota, Fungi, Ascomycota, Dothideomycetes, Venturiales, Sympoventuriaceae.